Molecule: messenger RNA, 893 nt
Organism: Cyprinodon variegatus (sheepshead minnow)
Lineage: Eukaryota; Metazoa; Chordata; Actinopteri; Cyprinodontiformes; Cyprinodontidae
Product: histone H2A.V
Exons: 5
Coding region: 158-544 (128 amino acids)
Cellular component (GO): nucleosome
Molecular function (GO): protein heterodimerization activity; structural constituent of chromatin; DNA binding
Source: RefSeq, a predicted model, not a curated record
AGAUUCGAAGUAAUAACGGACUGUCUGAUAGGUUGGCCGGUCUCCCACGAGGGGUCGCGAGCAAAAGAUUUGCAAAAGGGUUUAUUGUUUCUUUGCUUUCGGGAGCUGAAAUUGUUUCCUACCCUCAGUUCUUCAAUCUAAUUUCCAGACGAAAACAAUGGCCGGUGGUAAGGCAGGAAAAGACAGCGGGAAAGCCAAGGCGAAGGCAGUGUCGCGCUCCCAGAGGGCUGGGCUGCAGUUCCCAGUGGGUCGUAUCCACAGACACUUGAAGACUCGCACAACCAGCCAUGGUCGUGUUGGAGCCACAGCAGCUGUUUACAGUGCUGCCAUCCUCGAGUACCUCACUGCUGAAGUACUAGAGUUGGCAGGAAACGCCUCCAAAGACUUGAAAGUGAAGCGUAUAACUCCCCGUCACUUGCAGCUGGCAAUCCGUGGUGAUGAGGAGUUGGAUUCUCUUAUCAAAGCAACAAUUGCUGGUGGAGGUGUCAUCCCCCACAUCCACAAAUCCCUUAUUGGGAAGAAGGGCCAGCAGAAGACUGCAUAGACGCCACGUUGACCGGAUAUUUGGGGGCUUGGGCUUUGUUUGGACCAGGAGUUCAUGUUUUGUUCUUUUCUAUUAUUAAUAUUAUAGCAAACGAAGAGUGAUUGUUAGACUUUGUGUUGGUAUAUUUCUCCCGUAAAUAGAUAAGUACAGAAAAUCCCUUAACAGCAGUAAACCCUUUUUUUUUAUGUCAUUGUAGACUGUUUGACUGGAGAGUUCAUGAUUAUUGAAAUGGACAGUGAAUUUGUUCGAUUGGCUUGGAAAUAUGUGAUGUUUUAUACUGAAAUUGUUUAAAAAAAGUCUUUUGUAUAAAAAAAAAACUUGUUUUGUGGUUAUUUUUUUCUUAAAGUUA